Nothobranchius furzeri (turquoise killifish) is the source of this 2291-nucleotide messenger RNA. The record is from RefSeq and is a predicted model, not a curated record. NCBI's taxonomy places the organism in Eukaryota, Metazoa, Chordata, Actinopteri, Cyprinodontiformes, Nothobranchiidae.
UCCAUCAUGAUGUCUCCAGAUGACCAGGUCCUGGAGGACCUGCUGUACGGCAGCGACCUCGGAGACAAGUCAGACGGAGUCCAAGAAGCAGUGGAGGAGGCUGCAACAGUAGAAAAUGUGAUGAUUAAACCUGAGUUCUACCUUUUAAUUCCUUCUGGCAUCUUUAUAUGUUUAGUGACAUUUGAGAUCUUUCAGGUACAAACAGCCGUGUCCAUCCAAGAGCCAAUAAUCUGUGCUGGGUGUGGCGAGCAGGUGUGCGACCGCUUCUUCCUAUUGGCCGCUGGGAGGGUGUGGCACAACGUGUGCCUUUGCUGUAGCCAGUGUCAGUGUGAGCUGCAGACUCACCCCUCGCUCUACUGGAGGGAUGGAAACAUCUACUGCCAGCAGGACUACUGCAGGAUCUUUGGAGGAGGUCAGUGUGCUCGCUGCUUCCAGCCGAUCCCACCCACCGCCAUGGUCAUGAGGUCUGGAGACUUGGCCUUCCAUCCUCACUGCUUCUCCUGCCAGGAAUGUGAUGUGAAACUAAUGCCGGGGAACCUUUACUGCAUGCAGGGCCCAAACCUGUACUGUCAGGCGCAUUAUCACGCUGAGGGGGGCAGCCUGGUGCCACAUGACUCCACACAGCCAGCCAUGAAAGAAGAGACAGGUCCUAUCCAGGUGUCAGGUGAAGGGGAGGAGUCUGGCAGCGGUCCAGAGACGCGACUGGAUGAGGCAGGACGGACCCGCAGGAGGACCAAGCGAAUCAGGACUUGUUUUCGCAGCGAGCAGCUGAGAGCGCUGGAGUCCUAUUUUGCUCAGAAACACAAUCCUGAUGGCAAAGAUUGGACCUGCCUCGCUCAUAAAACCGGCCUGCCCAAGAGAGUCCUGCAGGUCUGGUUUCAGAACGCUCGAGCCAAACUCAGACGAUCUCUCAACUCUGAAGACUCCCAGGCCAACUCUCCCUCUGGAGCUGUUGCUAUGGCGACAACCUCCUCAGUAACAACCUGUUCUCCGUCAAACCAGUCAGACCAUUUCCCUGCCAGCACUAUCGACCAGCUGCAGCUCUCCCUGCUCACUGCUCCACUCAGCGAGCCGUCUUCCUGCCCAGUCGUCGAUCAGUCAUCUUACCAGCUGCUGCAAAGCCCCUCGCUCUUCCCGGACUACUAUUCCCAGAGUGCACCAGGGUGUAUCGCGUCUCUGGAGGCCCAAGGAGACUUUGGGGAGGCAGAAGGAGGAUCAGAAAGGGAUAUUGAUACUUUCAGACCACAUCACAGCUAACUGAUGGUUCUGCAGCAACAAGUAGACUUUUUUAACCUAUAGGGUUAGUAGACAAUAUACAAAUUCAAACAUGGGGUUUUUGGUUCGAUGUCAACAUUGUAAUUUAAUUGAGAAAGCCAAAUUAAUUAUACGUAUUGUUCAACGGGUUUAAAAGUCAAAACUAAUAAACUAUGGAUGGUGGAACUGCCAUUGUGUUUUAUUCGAUUUGCAAAACUGACUGUUUUAGUGUGCUUUUUUUACUUUCAACGUUAUGUUUGCAACAAUAAAAAUGAAAGUUAUAAUAAAUCCUGUGGUGUAUCAGAAAAAGCAUGUUUCACUCAUCUGUUUUGUCCUUUUUCUUUUUAUUUUAUUAGUUUAGUUUAUUUCAAACAAAGAAAACAUACACAAUUUUUUUUAAAUACCACAAACAGAAAAGAUACAUAUCAUCAUCCCUUCUUCUGUGUUUGAAAAGGAGUAGGCUGAAGUGGAAACUUAUAUGUCCCUACCCCUUUAUACAAGUAAUUUUUACUUGUUUACUAAAUCUAACACAAAACCUACAUUAAAACAAACAAAAUGGUACAAGUCACCAAAAAAACUAAAACCACCAAACCAUAUGGAAAAAAACAAAAAAGAAAAAAAACACAUCUUUUUACAAUUGAUACAAUUUAUUUUUCCUUAGAAUAAAGGACACCCACAUAAAUCAUCGAUUUUCCACUAUAUACUUGUUCAGAAUAUGUUUUUUAUAAUUCAUUUUAAACACAUUUAUAUUUGUUCUUACUCUGAUUUCUUCUAAAUUAUUCCAUAAUUUAACCCCUAUUAUUGUGAUACACAUCUGUUUUAAUGUUGUUCUAAACUUAUGUAUCUUUGAGUUCAGUGUCCCUCUCAGGUUAUAUCCUCCUUCUCUCUCUGUGAACAGUUUCUGUAUUUUAUCAGGCAUUAAUUUAUUUCUUACUUUAUACAUUAUUUGUGCUGUUUUGUAUUUAACCAAGUCCUGGAACUUCAUUGUCCGCGUUUUAAUAAAAAGUUCAUUUGUGUGAUCCAAAUAUCCUGCAAUU